Phalacrocorax carbo (great cormorant) is the source of this 4154-nucleotide messenger RNA. NCBI's taxonomy places the organism in Eukaryota, Metazoa, Chordata, Aves, Suliformes, Phalacrocoracidae. The record is from RefSeq and is a predicted model, not a curated record.
CCAACUCUGUGAUUCAUAAAUUGUGCAAGUUUCUUUUCACAAACACCUAAAGGAUUUUGUAGAGCCGGAGCAAAUAGUCCAAGAGGAAGGCUGUUCUGGAUGGUGCAUAAGGGAUGCAGAGCACCUUCUGCUUUGCAGCCCUCAAAAGGAGUAGUGAAAUCAUGAAUUCACAUUAAUCAUCGGUUCAGCAAGUUCAGCAGCAUCAACAAAGAGCUGAACCAAGGAAGUCAUGUGGCUUCAUGUUGUUAUUUAUCUGCUACUUUUUUCAACAGAGUGCUUGCUCAAUGAUAAGUAAACUUAGGGGCCUAAUAGAAACUGUACCUAUGUUCCCUUUCAGCAAUACCUUCUUUGAGGUAAAAUCAAUAUCCAACCAAGUCUGGAAGUUCCAGCGGUAUCAGCUGAUCAUGACGUUCCAUGACAGACCUGUCCUCCCACCACCAAUGAUUAUCUUCAGCCACAUCUACAUAAUCAUCAAGCGAAUCUGCUGCCGCUGCAAGAAGGGUGAAGGAGACCAGGAUGAACGUGACAGGGGACUGAAGUUAUUUCUGAAUGAUGAAGAGCUAAAAAACCUGUAUGAGUUUGAAGAGCAGUGUGUAGAAGAAUACUUCCAGGAAAAAGAGGAUGAACAGCAGUCAUCUAAUGAUGAACGCAUCAGAGUUACCUCUGAAAGAGUUGAAAAUAUGUCUAUGAGGCUAGAAGAAGUGAAUGAAAGAGAACAUUUUAUGAAAGCUUCUCUUCAAACAGUUGACCUUCGACUCUCUCAGUUGGAAGAGCUAUCUGGUCGAAUGGUGAAUGCUCUUGAGAAACUGGCAGGUAUCGACAAAUCUGAGCUGACGUAUACACGUUCACGGGCUUCAUCUGAGUGUGACGCUACAUAUCUCCUAAGACAAAGCAGUGUUAACAGCUCUGAUGGCUACAGCAUGUACAGACACCAUGUCGGUGGCGAUGAGUUAACAUAUGAUGACAGUACCACUCCUAUGUCGCCAGCAAUGGGAUUGCGUAAAAAAGCCCAUUCUGUCGGUACCAAAGAAGAUGGAGCAGAGCCAAGGAUGCUGGUUCCAGAACACCACACCAAUCUCCAUUAUACCGCUAGUGCUAAUGCAGUCACCACAGCAGAUUGCAGUAAAUCUACAUUAGAAAUGGCCCAGAACAUUUCCAGAGCCCAUUCUAGUUCAGGUGGUUUUGGGGAUGAAACACAGGGGAUUUUCAAGAGUGGUGGAAUUGUUCCUCAAAAUAUAGACCAGAUGGAUGCUGUUACAAACAGACAGUCAGUACCAAGAUCAGAUUUUCAGAACACUCAGUUAAAAGUAGAACGUACCAAGUUAGAAGCAACCAUCUCUUAUCCCUUGGACAAAUCUAAAGCAAUACAUUAUUUUCCUCCUGAAACAUUCAGUGCUUGUCAAACCACUAUGAUGAAGUCAAGGAGCUUUAUAAUGGCACAGGGUGGGAAGCUGGUUGGAGGAGUUAACAACUGGACCACAGAGUAUAGUACCAUCACAGAUCAGGUGUACCCUUCUACAAUUGAACAGUGGGCCACAGAGUGGAAAUAUGAAGUUCAGCAGCAACUUUCUCAAGAACGUCCUCCAGAAUAUCCUGGUUUUACCUCUGAAGCAGAAAGGCAAGCAGAGCAGAAACAGUUACAGAUGGACACAGACGAUGACAGUGAUGUUGGUGAAGCAGGUAUGAGUGCAUCUUACACCUCUAUGUCUCCCCCUGUCAGGGCUGAGAAAGAGAAUUUAUUAUCAGUAAAGCCAGAAAGGACUUCUGGGUUCCCAUCAGUGCGGUCGAAGAGUUUGCAUAGCCAUUCUCGGAAAGCCAGGUCUGUAAAGGACAAAUUAAAUAGACCAAGACAUGCCAGCAGCGUAACUAAUUUGGUGGUAGCAUUUGGCAGUGCAACAGAAGAACAGAAAGCUAUGCAAGAAAAUGCAUCCACAGAAACUGAAUGUUAAAGUGGCUUAUGGCUCCUGUUUUAUUGACAGUCAAGAAAGCAGCAUGAUUAUUUGAACAAAUUAUGGAUUUUUAAAUUAAUUUCCAAAGAAGAAUUUUGCAUAUAUUUGUUUCUUUUCAUUUUAAACUUAAUAAAUACAUGUUCUGUUCUGAAAUAAAUGGUUGCUGGGUCAGGUGAAAGAGAGAUAUUCUCUCAGGGCAGAUAAAAAGUAGACACAAUCCACAGAUGCCAACAGUACAGAGCUUUCUUUGUUCCAUUUUGACCACCCUCAUAAGCUCAUUUAUGGAGAAGCUCUUUAUAAAAGCUCUUGAAGGACAAUAUUAUAAUCUAAUAAUUAAGAAAAUGGUUUUUCUUCUUUUUUAUCAGAAGACUUCUUAAACUGAACAAAUUUUUAACCAGCCUUAGUUUUUAUUUUUACUUAUGCAGCUGGUUUCAUUGUGGCCAUUGUGUUUUUCAGAUCAAACAAAAUUGUUGGAGGCAAGGAAAAAUUAUGCAGUCCCCUCUUUCACUUCUGCUUUCAUGCAUGCUUCUUAGCUCCUCUUUCAGAAAGGCACAACGUAGCCAUUUUCAUCCACUAAAAUAGGUCUGAGAGGCAAAAUACAGUUGUGUUUGGAGAAACCUGACAUGGAAAGCCAUGUGUAGACAUAUUCUUGACCUGUCCUUGAACUUGAAUGACAUAAUCUUUCUUUCAGGAUCAUAUCUGUCCCCACCCCAAAAGCAUGCUGACAGCCUUAAAUUGUUGAAAAGCAAUGACCAUUGUUUCAAAAUGUUUAGGGAGAUCUUAAGUAUAUGAAGUAUAUGGAGUUUUUAAUAACAUGAAUCCGAGGUCUGCAUUAGAGUUUUGUAUAAAUGGGGAUUACAAUAGAAGUCCAUGUAGAGUAAAAAUCUGUUGUUUUUUUUUUAAAUGCCUGCAAGGGAAAACAAAACAAAACAAAAACAGGAAAGGUUUUCUGAUCAGGUGAUCAGAAUGUAGCCAGUUUGUGUUUGAAGCAAAUCUACUGUGAUAAAUUAAUCUUUCAUUUUGUAAUUUCAUUAUGACAAUGCAUGAGGAACAAGGAACAGCUUCUAGGAGUCAGUAUGAAAUGUAUGAAAUUUCCAGAUGAGAAUAGAAAUUCCAUACAUUUUCUUGAGUAAAUUUCAAAAACAAAUGUCAAAGGGAAAAAAGGUCUCUAUAGCAAAAGUGUUUUUUAUCCCUCAAUGACUAAGACUGGAAAUCCACAUCUAUAGUUACAGUUUCCCAGCACACUUGUCUCACCAGUGGCAUUCUAAGUACUAGGUUUUGAUAGUUUUCAUCAUAAUGGUAUAAUGUUGUUUGCCUCAUUCUUCUCUGUUACUUUUUAGGGAUUUUGUUUUCCCAAAUAUUCAGCACCUCUCUUUGCAGGGGAUGCAUACCGUUGAACAGACAAGUAAGAAAAUGAGUUAAAGGCUUGUUAUUUGUUCACAGAAUACUGGUCAAAAGUUGAUGUGUUGGGACUUAUUAAUAUACUAUUUUGAAACAACAACAUUUUGUUUUUUCCCCCACUAUCAGCUCUACAGUAUGUAGGUCACAGUAUCCCACUCAAUAAUACUGCUCACAGCAUUCUGAAAUGCAGAGAUUGAUGGAAGACUCUACAAAUGCACUGAUGGCAUCAGCUUUUUAUUGUUUGUAUUAUAUUUUCAUACUCCAUCCAUACUUAUACUUUGAAGUACUGUUACCAUACUGCCUGAUCAUGGCAACUGCAUAGACAUUUCUGAAAGUUCAGUCAUCAUUUACUAUGGAUUUUUGCUAGCUUAGUCUUACUAGCAGGUUUCCUGGUUUCACUGUUGUCAGAACAGUGUUUACAUUUUGUUUUUCAUGCAGGCUGCUCCUUUAUUCAACGUUAGGGAACCUGACAUUUUGUAAAAACAGAAUGACAUUUGAAAUUGUUUCACUUCCAUGUUUACUUCUGUGUUACCAUUCUAUGCAACUACAUAGCCAUUUUGUACGUGUGGUAAAAAUAGCCUCCAAUUUGCCAAUGCCUUUUUAUUGUUUGCCUGUACACUCACCAGAAACUGAUUUAUUAAUGAACACAAAGGGAUGCAGCUUUUCAGCACUUUGCUGAAAAAGCAGUGUGCAUUUUGUUCAACAUUGUGGAAUGAAAUAGUGUGUUGCAUACCUUGUUACGUUGUUUUUCUAAAAUGUGUGUUAAAUCAUGCUCUGUUUGACCAGUUAUUUUUUUUAGCAUUU